CAGUUGAUUGGCUGAAAGGUAGACGUUGGUAGAGCCGUUGAUAUGAGUGAUAGUAAGCUGACGAAUUAACUUCUCACUUUGGCUUAUGAAUAUUAAUUACGUUUCUUGACCUCGCGAUUGAGGAAGGUUGGCAAGAAGCGUCGGUUUGACCUUAUAAAUAUUCAUGGCCUAAAGCUUUGCCAUAGUAGAUUUCAGUCGGAGGCAGCAUCUCGGCAAAGACUGGUUCAGAUAUCCGCAGUACCAUCAACCAUAGCUUCCCGUAGCCUAAAAUGCGGAAGGACACUUAACAUCAGACCUCGACUGAAACAUAUUCAAAGGAUUUACAGACCGUUUUAUGGAAGCCGAGGCUGCUGUGGUAAUGCUGCCUCCCAAGAACUGCAUCCCCAGAAACUACAGUUGUAUCGCCGGGCUGUUCGGAAGCUUGACAGCAUCAGAGCAAAACCUGGAGGACGGAGAAGAAGAGAUGGAGGGAGAGGAAAGCAAGAAUGGAGACUGCGAAUCGUUAGAAACAAGCGUAGUGAAUGAAAAACCGAGAGGAAGGGAGUCAUUCACGAAGCCCCCGUGUAGCCCGACCCUGCGCCGCAGGUGCAAGUCUCUCCCCACAUCGGCUGAAAGAGCCAAAUUAGAGAUCGCACGAACCCAGAGCCCAAGCAAUCAAAAAAGGGUACGUUUCGCUGACUCUCUGGGCCUGGACCUGAUUUCUAUCAAACACUUUGAUGACAGGGUUAUGCCUGAGGUACCAGACCGCAUUAUUGACAAAUUCAAGAAAGCCAGAGCGCUCCACUUAAACAAUUUCGACAAGUCCAACACAUCAAGCCAGUCCGUGUUUAUGGAGCUGCUCUUCACAAAUCCAGGAUCCCUACCGGACUUCAUUGACAGAGUUAUAGCAGCGAAGGUUUUACUGGAGUUUGUACAGGCUGAUGAGUGCAGCCUCUCGGGGACCGCGCGGGUUCUUAACUUGGCUUUCGAAAAAAGGGUCUAUCUGAGGUACACCUUAAAUAACUGGACGACAUUCAUGGAUAUACUUGCGUCUUACGUCCCCCAUUCCAGCGACGGUCAGACUGACAAGUUUAGCUUCAAAAUCAUCACUCCGACCUUUCUGGAGUUUGGCGGAACACUGCAGUUUGCCAUCAAGUACUGUGUCGAGGGAGGUGAAUUUUGGGACAACAACAAUGGGAAUAAUUACAGAGUAAGGCGACACAGAUUUAAAAUUUCUCCUCCAAGGGAAUGGGAGAACGGAUGGAUCCAUUUUAUUUAGUGCGCGCAUCAGCCGCUCUGCUACGACGAAGCUUGCUCAUGAAUAUUAAUUACGUGACUUCCAUUAACGGAUUGGCUAAGUAAUAAUCAUUAGUCAAGGUUUCGCCAUAGUAGGAUUAGUAAUCUCUCCAGCAGUGUACCAUGAAGGAACUACUGACCUUCCAUGAAAAACGUAUGUAGCAUACCACAUAUUCGUAAAUGUAACACCGUUGUCUGUGUUUUUGUCAUUGCGUAACCAAUGGUAGAGAAUAGGAAAUUAAAUUGACGUCACAACCACUAAUUGAUAAAUAUAACAUUAGGCAUAUUGUUCUCUGUCUUUGAUUGUUUAGCUGCUGUACAUGGGAGACAAGACCCUGUCCUGCAUUCAUUAAAAUGAACAGCACCAUUUUAAUGAAGCCAGUUUACAUUUAGUUUUAAUGCAUGUGCUGUAAUAGGAUAUUGUGUAAUAAUUACAUAAUCCACGGUGAGCCUGUUACUCUUCGGUUGUGCAUCAGCGUCACUGUGCUUGUUUUACGUAAGAUUGUAGCUAAGGGUUUCGGCUAACAUUACCUCUGAGGAAGAUUUUGAUACAAUAAUAAAUCAAACCUUUUAGAAGAGGAUAUACCUUUUAUCCAUGAAAAAUUGUGACCAUUUCUGCUCUGCCUGCUGCAUGCAGGCCUUGAAAUAACUGCCUCUUGAGGACAGGGGAAUAAUCAGGGGAAUAAGGAUGACCUGCGCAGCUGUUACAGAGACAGAGCAAAAAUGAAUUAGCUGAGACGGCAAGGUGUCUUGCUUUAGCAAUCCAUGUGCAGCAAGUAAAUAUUGCAUACAUUUUCAUGUAGGCUGUUGACUAUUUUGUGUUUUACUUUUAAAUU
Carassius carassius (crucian carp) is the source of this 2111-nucleotide messenger RNA. RefSeq names its product protein phosphatase 1 regulatory subunit 3E. The coding region runs from base 335 to 1258 and encodes 307 amino acids. The transcript has a single exon. Gene Ontology annotation, cellular component: protein phosphatase type 1 complex. NCBI's taxonomy places the organism in Eukaryota, Metazoa, Chordata, Actinopteri, Cypriniformes, Cyprinidae. Gene Ontology annotation, biological process: regulation of glycogen biosynthetic process. Gene Ontology annotation, molecular function: glycogen binding; protein phosphatase 1 binding. The record is from RefSeq and is a predicted model, not a curated record.